AUGACUGUCGCUUCAACCAUGACGAGGACUACCACGAGCACCAACGGGUCCAUCACCAUUCACGCUCAAGAUGUGAUUCCCUUUCGCCGAGCACCCAUUGACCUAUAUCCAGCGGAGGGAAAGGAAUCCGAUUAUAUGCGCUCACUGCCAGAAAUCAUCGAAUUCAACUCGCAGGCCAAUCCUGAUCAUCUUUUCUGCAUUCAGGCAUUGAAAGGUGCGGAGUCUAUUCGAAUCUCGAACCGGCAGCUGCGAUAUGCCAUAGCCAGUUGCGGAAAAUGGCUGCAGGACAACGUUUCCGCACUUGAGCUCCCGGCUGCGGCAGGAGGGGACCAAGAAGUGCAAAAGGGCGCCCCGGUCGCUCUGUUGAUGGACAGCGACGUUGGCUUGUUCUUUCACCAAAUGGCUCUUAUCGGCCUUGGAGUCCCAGUGCUUCUGCUAUCUGCCCGUCUUAGCGUCACGGCAAUUCACCACCUGCUGAAAAAGACGAAUGCGGUCGCUGUCCUGGCCGCGCCCCGGCACCAGCUAAAUGCAGCCCAAGCCGUGGCUCUCAUGAGAGACGAAGAUGGAAAGACGAUCGCAUUGCACAAGCCAGAGCCGUAUAGCACAUACCUGGGCACCGCAGCACCUGGUGACUCAAUCUGUCAUCCCUUCCAUUUCUUCAGCGAGAAAGAUCGGAAUGUCCUGAUUCUUCACUCCUCCGGUACGACCGGGCUGCCUAAGCCUAUCUAUAUCUCCCAUCGGCACCUGGUAUGUUUCACGACAUGCCACGACUUCAAGACGGAGGAGGAAGCGCAGGGCGUCAACGUCUCGACCCUGCCUCUAUAUCAUGGAUAUGGCUUGAUGGCUCCUGCCCUCGCUAUGGGAAUUGGCAAGACAGUUUGCUUCCCACCUCCUGGUACCGUUCCUAACGCGCAUGGCGUCAUCAACCUCAUCAAGAGCAACCAAGGCUCUUCCCUGAUGUCUGUACCAUCGAUCCUCGAAGAGAUCACGAUAGCGCCAACCGGUGAUGGUAUUCGUACUCUAGCCACUCUGGACUUCGUUACGUUUGGUGGGGGUCUACUGACCCCCAGCGUGGGUGAUCGGCUGGUAGCCGCCGGGGUGAAGCUGCUGAACCACUACGGGACAACCGAAAGCGGUCCGUUGGCACCAUUCUUUGUGCCCAUUGCCAGCUAUAACUGGCAUUUCUUCCGGUUAAGGCGUGAUAUGCGGAUGUCGAUCAAAGAGAUCGAGCCUUGUGAGGGUCAGCGACGCUUCCGACUUACCACCUACCCAUUUGGCUGGGAUCAGCCGUUCGAGAUCCAGGAUCAGCUCGUCUGCAAUCCCGAGCACCCGGACACUGAUUUCAACUCUGCGGGAAGAACUGAUGAUCUCAUUGUGCUCGCAACCGGAGAGAAGGUGCUGCCGCAGAUCCUUGAGACAUGGUUGGUGGAGAGCGGUCUGGUGAAGUCAGCCAUUGCCUUCGGUGAUCGCCAAUUUGAGAUCGGAGUCAUCUUGGAGCCCUUGGCCCCUGUAGGUACCUCUGCAGAUGAGCGCACUGUGAGAGAAGCGGUCUGGCCGGUUGUUGUACAGGCUGGAAACAAGAUGGAUGAUCAUGCCAAGAUUUCAUCCCCAGAUGCCAUCAUUGUAGUACCUGCAGGGACUGCCAUUCCUCGAACAGAUAAGGGAUCAAUUGCCCGCAGGGAGGUAUACAAGCUCUUCGAGGAACAGAUCGCUCAGGUCUACCACACCCUUGAAACCCGCCCAAUCGAUUCUUCGGUGACAUCCUUGGAUCCCGAGAAUUUGGAGCAAGGGUUGAUAGACUUGAUCCAGACACGAAUCCACUGGGGUGUCCCGUUGACUGAUCUGAGCCGAGAUGAUGAUUUGUUCGAGCGUGGCAUGGAUUCUUUGCAGGCUAUGCGACUACGAAGAUACCUCCUGUGUGCCGCCUCGACAGUCAUCCACGGUAUCUCUCCCUCUGAUCGCAUUGGUCGCGACUUCAUCUAUAAGAAUCCAUCCGUCGGUCAAAUGGCGAAUGCUCUGCGCGAAUCCAGCGGACCAAGCCAGUCAGGCUCCGCUCAUGAUGCCGUGAGGGAGCUGCUGCCCCAACUUGUGCAAGCUCAUGGACUUCACGCAUCCUCCUUCCUAAAUCCGGGAGCGAUUGUUGUCCUCACCGGGUCCACGGGAAGCUUGGGAUCUCACUGCCUAGCAGAACUAGUUAAGUCACCAAAUGUUGCCCGCGUGAUUUGCCUCAACCGACCACGAGCCGGUGUGGAUGGAGAAGGCUCUACCCGUCUGGCUCGUUCUUUGGAUGACAAGCGCAUCCACUUGAAUGAAGAGGUGUGGUCAAAGGUACAGACGUACGAAACCAACCUUGCUGCAGAUUACCUCGGCCUGCCACUGUCGGAAUAUGCGAUGGUUCGGUCUGGGGUAACCCAUAUCAUUCACACGGCGUGGGGAAUGGACUUCAAGUGGCAGCUGUCUUCGUUCCGGUCUCAUCUGCAGACGCUUCACAAUCUUCUCCAACUGGCUCAAGAUGGACACCAAUUCCGGCCAACUAUCAAGCCUCGGUUGCUCUUUGUAUCAUCGAUCGCGACUGUCGGAGAGUAUGCCACUGUUAGUGGAGAGCGGAUCAUCCCAGAGAUACCGAUGGAGAGUAUGGACUGUGCGAACAACAUUGGGUACGCGGAAGCUAAGCUCGCCUGCGAGUGGAUCGUUGAGCAGGCCAUACGGGAGCAUCCCGAUGAAGUUGAGGCCUGCUACGUGCGUCUUGGACAGAUUGCUGGAGCAAGAAGUACCGGAUUCUGGAACGCCCAGGAGCAUUUCCCUGCACUGGUCAAAUCCUCGCAAUUUGCGCGUGCAUUGCCGCAACUCCAAGGAACUUUAUCUUGGAUUCCAGUUGACGAUGCAGCCAACGUUCUGAUCGACCUGGCGUUCAGUGAGCAACAGCCUUCAAUGGCUUACCACCUCGAGAAUCCUGUGCGACAAUCAUGGAGUGACGUGUUGGUCACACUAGGAUCCCAGUUGGAUAUCUCCCAGUUCCUUCCAUUCAAUGACUGGUUGGAUCGGGUGGUAAAGUUGGGCUCGAAGGGUGGACCAGGGCAGAACCCCGUCCUUAAACUGGAUGAGUUCUUUAGACGGGACUUCAGGCGCAUGGCCUGCGGUUCGGUCAUCAUGGCGACCGAUGAGGCCAGAAAGCGAUCAGAGACAUUGCGACAGGUCGACGCGGUCCCAGAAGAUGUGAUCGCUUCUUAUGUGCAAUACUGGCGUACCUCGGGGUACCUGUCAUGA
Penicillium egyptiacum is the source of this 3267-nucleotide messenger RNA. Lineage: Eukaryota; Fungi; Ascomycota; Eurotiomycetes; Eurotiales; Aspergillaceae. The record is from the annotation of a GenBank genome assembly.